AUGGAGAUCGGCACCUGUGAGGCCGAGGCCUCUGAGCAGUGGGAAUAUGUCCUCGUGGCCCAUCAUCGCACCCAGGGAGACCCCCGGCAAGAGCAGUUCCUGGAGGAGCUCAGGAGAAAGGGCUUCCGCACCAAGACGAUACAGGACCAGAAACGGGUCUUCUUUGGGAUCCGUGCUGACAACAGCAUCUUCGACCUGUACCGCACCCUCCUCCUGGAGCCCGAGGGGCCUGCCCCCCACGCCGAGCUGGCCGCGCCGACCCCCGUCCCGGUCACCACGAGUCUCAGAAUCCGAAUCGUGAACUUCGUUGUCAUGAAGACCAAGACCUCGGCUGGUGAGACCUUCGAGGAUCUGGAAAAGGACGGGGUCUUCGAGGCCAAGUUCCCCCUGCACAAGGGGGAGGAAUACCUGAAGAAGACGUGGGCAGGCUGGAGACACAUGUUCCGCGAGCAGCCAGUUGACGAGAUCAGCUUUGACAAUGACGGCACGGUGGUGUUCGCCAUCUUCAUGGCUCUCUGGGCCACGGUGUUCCUGGAGAUCUGGAAGCGGCAGCGUGCCCGCGUGGUCCUGCACUGGGACCUGUACACGUGGGACGAAGACCAGGAGGAAAUGGCACUUCAGCUCAUUAACUGCCCUGACUACAAGCUCCGGCCACACCAGCACUCCUACCUGCGCAGCACCGUCAUCCUCAUCCUGUCCCUGAUCAUGAUCUGCCUCAUGAUCGGCAUGGCCCACAUCCUGGUGGUCUACCGCGUCCUGGCCUCUGCACUCUUCAGCAGCUCGGCCCUGCCCUUCCUGGAGGAUCAGGUGACCACGGCAGUGGUGGUGACCGGAGCCCUGGUGCACUAUGUGACCAUCAGCAUCAUGACCAAGAUCAACAAGUACGUGGCCCUGAAGCUUUGUGACUUCGAGAUGCCCAGGACCCACUCGGAGCGAGAGAGCAGGUUCACCAUCCGCUUCUUCACCCUGCAGUUCUUCACCCAUUUCUCGUCUCUCAUCUAUAUCGCCUUCAUCCUGGGCAGGCACUGCCACGCCAGCGGCUGCAUGAUGGACCUGUUCGUGCAGAUGGCCAUCAUCAUGGGCCUGAAGCAGACACUCAGCAACUGCGCGGAGUACCUGGUCCCGUGGGUGAGCCACAAGUUCCGCUCUCUGCGGGCCUCCAAGGCCGGGCACCUGCCCCGGGACCCCGAGCUCAGGGACUGGCGGCGCAACUACCUUCUGAACUCUGUCAACAUCUUCAGCCUGUUCGACGAGUUCAUGGAGAUGAGUGCGUGGGCGCUGCGGGGCGGGGGUUCGAGACUAAUGCGGGGCGGGGGAUCAACGGCCACCCCGGGAAGUCCACGCGCCUGGCAGGCUUGUGGAAGCUGGAAGAGAACCAGUCGAGGGAGACGAGUCAGACCGCUUGUCCACUGCUCUGGCGCAGGGACCUGGCUGCAGGUGCUGGAGACCAUCGGUGUGCUGGCGGUCAUUGCCAACGGGUUGGUCAUCGCCUUCACAUCUGAGUUCAUCCCCCGCAUGGUCUACAAGUACCGCUAUAGCCCAUGCCUGAAAGAAGCCAACUCCACCGUCGACUGCCUCAAGGGCUACGUCAACCACAGCCUGUCCGUCUUCCACACCAAGGACUUCCAGGACCCGGAUAGGAUUGAGGGCUCAGAAAACGUGACUCUGUGCAGAUACAGGGACUACCGCAAUCCCCCCGAUUACAACUUCUCCGAGCAGUUCUGGUUCCUCCUGGCCAUCCGCCUGGCCUUCGUCAUCCUCUUUGAGCAUGUGGCUUUGUGCAUCAAGCUCAUUGCGGCCUGGUUCGUGCCCGACGUCCCUCAGUCAGUGAAGAACAAGGUUCUGGAGGUGAAGUACCAGAGGCUGCGUGAGAAGAUGUGGCAUGGAAGGCAGAGGCUGGGCGGGGUAGGGGCAGGCUCUCAGCCCCUGAUGCCCGCCGAUCCCACCCCAACCUCCAUCUUCAGUGCCAGAAGCACAGACGUGUAGGGCCAGAGCCCGUCUAGAGGCCACUAGGAGCUGAGACGGUGCCACCACCAGCACCUCCCACCAGCCCACCGCUAUGCGUGUUGAGGGGUGCUGUAAGAAGGCCAUGCCUAUGGGGGGCCACAGGAGUCCCCUGUAUGUUCAGGGCAUCUGGGAGCCGCCGGCCUGUUCCGCCUGCUCCGUCUUUGUGGGGGUUCUCAGGCUUGGCACAGACCUGACUUGAACUCUGGGUGAUUCCGGGCACCCACAGAACUGGGAGUAGGGGGCUCUUCAGGCAGCCACAAGGCAGGAAAACUGGCGCAAGUUUCCUGGGCCUCCCUCUGACUUCUGGGCGCCAGAUCCGGCCAUGCCCCCAUCCUGGCUGUUGGGGGUAGCCUGAGCCCACCUUGCUGGCCUGUUCCCUUCAGCCAGCAGUGGCUUCUGUAAUAAAGUUAAACCUGUC
This is a messenger RNA of Mandrillus leucophaeus (drill), 2425 nucleotides long. It is a transcript of the gene ANO9, whose product is annotated as anoctamin 9. Gene Ontology annotation, cellular component: plasma membrane. Gene Ontology annotation, molecular function: chloride channel activity. Gene Ontology annotation, biological process: chloride transmembrane transport. Lineage: Eukaryota; Metazoa; Chordata; Mammalia; Primates; Cercopithecidae. The record is from RefSeq and is a predicted model, not a curated record.